AUGACUUCAAAGUAUUCAACUUUACCGGAUAUUGAUGAUCAGCCCGAUGUCUAUGAAACUCCUGACACUGUUAACAACACCACAAAUGUCUCAUAUGAAAAUCAGUCAAGCGAUGAUGAUGACAAUGAUGACUUGAUUAAAGCUCAUGUUUCUAUUAAAGAAGCUUCAAAUAUAUUCAAGAAUAGUAUUGUUGAUUCUACGGAUAUAGAUUUCUCUGAUCGUUUAACUCGAAGAAAAAAGGCCAUGUAUCGUACCUUUGUAAAACGCCCACCUGCUAUAGAAACUAAUGAAUAUGAAAUUUUGCCAAAGAAUAUAUCUUUGGAUGAAACUCCUUUACAAAAAUUACGUCGUCUUAUGUAUGAAGUUCAAGAGCUUAAUGAUGAAUUAGAAAAGACAAAAGUGAGUUAA
Cokeromyces recurvatus is the source of this 408-nucleotide messenger RNA. Its product is annotated as Dynamitin-domain-containing protein. The transcript has 4 exons. The coding region runs from base 1 to 408 and encodes 135 amino acids. Lineage: Eukaryota; Fungi; Mucoromycota; Mucoromycetes; Mucorales; Mucoraceae. Gene Ontology annotation, biological process: mitotic spindle organization. Gene Ontology annotation, cellular component: dynactin complex; cytoplasm. The record is from RefSeq and is a predicted model, not a curated record.